ACCCCUCCCAUACCAAACCACCCAAGGCACUUAAAACUCCCCACCAGAAAAAAAAAUGAAUUAUUCUCUUGCCCUAGCCCUAGGCCUAAUCCUCAUUUCUUGUUCUCCUUUGCUAGCAAACGCUAGAGGCCACCAUCAUGCAGGUGGCCAUCAUCUAGGGUUGGUAGGGCAAAUCUGCACGGAACUCAUCCAAAACCAGACGACUUGCACGGACCUUGUAAAGGCAGCAGAUCCUAAAAUUGCACAGGCAAAGACAUUCCAAGAGCUUGCACAGGCAGUGCUAGAAUUUGCCGUGAACAAGGGAAUAGAGGGCCAAACCUUCCUCAAGGGCUUGGCACUGAUUGAGCAAUCACCAGCCAUUAAGGAAUGUGCAAACUUUUUCUAUGAUGGGGUGGUUGGAUCCUUCCGUAGUGCCUUACGUGAGUUGAAAGAAGAUGCUCAGACCGCUAGCUAUGAUGCCAAAGCGGCUUAUGAUGGCCCUGACGGUUGCAAUAGAGCCUUGGCCGCUGAAAAUAUCAAUAACCCUGCUAUUACUGCUCUUAACAGCGAAAUAGCGUUGCUUAGCCAAAUUGCAUUCGAGGCCAUAUGCAAAUAUUCUAAUUAAGACAAUUUAUGUAUAUACCAAUGCAAAUAUUUAUAUGCAUGGGUAUGGGGGUUACUAUUCUUUUUGAAUCUCCUUUGGUGUGGUGGGGGAGUAAUCAAUAAAACCAAAGCUAUUUGUUCUCUAUUGAUUAACUUUUUA
Molecule: messenger RNA, 742 nt
Organism: Glycine soja
Lineage: Eukaryota; Viridiplantae; Streptophyta; Magnoliopsida; Fabales; Fabaceae
Exons: 1
Coding region: 56-604 (182 amino acids)
Molecular function (GO): enzyme inhibitor activity
Source: RefSeq, a predicted model, not a curated record